Messenger RNA from Lepus europaeus (European hare), 1200 nucleotides. RefSeq names its product calcium voltage-gated channel auxiliary subunit gamma 8 (gene CACNG8). Bases 16 to 1200 code for a protein of 394 amino acids. The transcript is spliced from 4 exons. NCBI's taxonomy places the organism in Eukaryota, Metazoa, Chordata, Mammalia, Lagomorpha, Leporidae. The record is from RefSeq and is a predicted model, not a curated record. Gene Ontology annotation, biological process: neurotransmitter receptor transport, postsynaptic endosome to lysosome; transmission of nerve impulse; positive regulation of synaptic transmission, glutamatergic. Gene Ontology annotation, cellular component: postsynaptic density membrane; AMPA glutamate receptor complex. Gene Ontology annotation, molecular function: voltage-gated calcium channel activity; channel regulator activity.
GCGGCCUUCGGCCUCAUGACCAUCGCCAUCAGCACCGACUACUGGCUGUACACGCGCGCCUUCAUCUGCAACACCACCAACCUCACGGCCGGCGAGGACCCGCCCGCCCACCGCGGGGGCGCCGGGGGCUCCUCGGAGCGCAAGGACCCGGGCGGCCUCACGCACUCGGGCCUCUGGCGCAUCUGCUGCCUGGAAGGGUUGAAAAGAGGCGUCUGCGUGAAGAUCAACCAUUUCCCGGAGGACACGGACUACGACCACGACAGCGCGGAGUACCUGCUCCGGGUCGUCCGGGCCUCCAGCAUCUUCCCCAUCCUCAGCGCCCUCCUGCUGCUGCUGGGGGGCGUGUGCGUGGCGGCCUCCCGCGUCUACAAGUCCAAGCGGAACAUCAUCCUGGGCGCCGGCAUCCUGUUCGUGGCCGCAGGCCUGAGCAACAUCAUCGGCGUGAUCGUGUACAUCUCGGCCAACGCGGGCGAGCCGGGCCCGAAGCGCGACGAGGAGAAGAAGAGCCACUACUCGUACGGCUGGUCCUUCUACUUCGGCGGGCUGUCCUUCAUCCUGGCCGAGGUGAUCGGCGUGCUGGCCGUCAACAUCUACAUCGAGCGCAGCCGCGAGGCGCACUGCCAGUCUCGCUCGGACCUGCUCAAGGCCGGCGGGGGCGCGGGCGGCAGUGGCGGGAGCGGCCCCUCGGCCAUCCUCCGUCUGCCCAGUUACCGCUUCCGCUACCGCCGCCGCUCCCGCUCUAGCUCCCGCUCCAGCGAGCCGUCGCCGUCGCGGGACGCGUCUCCCGGCGGCCCCGGCGGCCCGGGCUUCGCCUCCACGGACAUCUCCAUGUACACGCUCAGCCGCGACCCGUCCAAGGGCAGCGUGGCCGCGGGGCUGGCGGCGGCCGGCGGCGGCGGCGGCGGCGCGGGCGCGUUCGGCGGCGGCGGCGGCGCGGCAGGUGCGGGCGGCGGCGGCGCGGCGGGCGCCGAGCGGGACCGCGCGGGGGCGCCCGGCUUCCUCACGCUGCACAACACCUUCCCCAAGGAGGCGGGCGGCGGCGGCGGCGGCGGCGGCGGGGUCACGGUCACGGUCACCGCGCCGCCCGCCGCGCCCGCCCCCGCGCCGCCCGCGCCCGCCGCGCCCGCCCCCGGGACCCUGGCCAAGGAGGCCGCCGCCUCCAACACCAACACGCUCAACAGGAAAACCACGCCCGUGUAG